AUGAGAAUGGCGUCGACAUCUGCCGCCUUGCCUCGCCUGGCCAUCUUCGAAGCCGUUGCCCGCCACGACGCCGAUGCCCUCGCCGUGGUCCACUCGCUCUCUGGCCGGACCUUCACCUACGGCCGGCUGCUUGGCGACGUGCGCCGAGCACGGGGCCGGCUGCUGGAGGCGCGGGGGAGGUCCAAUGGCGACGACCUGGACGGCGAGAGGGUCGCCCUUUUGGUAGAGAACAGCUACGAUUACGUAGUCGCCCUCCUCUCCAUUCUGGCCGCACGCGCAAUAGCCGUGCCUCUGUCUCCCGCCUUCCCCAUUCCCGAGCUGGAGUAUGUCCUCAACCACAGCGAGGCCUCACUGCUCGUCUCCUCUCCCAAGUUUGCGUCCAAGGCCCAGCAGGUCUUGGCUGCGGAAUUGACAUCCAAGCCAGCUCACGUAGAGCUGCCCAAGCAUACCGAAAGUGCGGAUGCCACACGAGAGGAGGUUCCCUUGGAAGACAGUGCCGAGCCGGGCCAAGCAGGCCUUAUGCUCUAUACUUCAGGGACGACCAACAAGCCGAAAGGCGUCUUGCUCCCCCAGUCUGUCCUCACAGCGCAAGCUCUCUCUCUCCAUGAAGCCUGGGAAUACUCCCCCUCGGACCAUCUCCUCCAUCUCCUCCCCCUCCACCACAUCCACGGUGUCGUCAACGCCAUCCUGACCCCCUUGUUCGCCGGGUCCUCGAUCGAGUUCAUGUUCCCCUUCAACGCCGAUGCCGUGUGGAACCGCCUUGCCAAUCCUUUCCUCCCAGCUUCUGAGACCAUCGACGGCGCCACCACCAACGGCACAACCACCAACGGCACAACCAACGGCAACGACACACUAUCCAAGGCUCCCAAACCCAAAGUCACCUUCUUCACCGCAGUCCCCACCAUCUACAGCCGUCUUCUCAACACCCACAAGUCCCUGCCUCCUCCCGUCCAGGAUGCCUCCCGCGAGGCCAUCUCCCCCUCUAACCUCCGCCUCAACAUCUCCGGAUCCGCCGCCCUGCCGACGCCCAUCAAAACCGCCUGGGCCACCCUCAGCAACGGCAACGUCCUCCUCGAGCGCUACGGCAUGACCGAAGUCGGCAUGGCCCUCUCCUGCGGCCUCUCCUUCGCCGACCGCGUCGACGCCUCCGUCGGCUGGCCUCUGCCUUCCGUCCAGGCCCGCCUCGUCGACGUCGACUCGUCAGAGGUCAUCCUCCCCGGCCAAGAAGUCGGCCCAGACGGCCGCGAGCGCUCCGGCGAGAUCCAGCUCCGCGGUCCCACCAUCUUCAAGGAGUACUGGCGCAACCCAGCCGCCACCGAGAAGGAGUUUACGAGCCCCGACCCAGACGGCCAAGGGGCGUGGUUCAAGACCGGCGACGUCGCCGUCCGCCGGCCCGUUCCAACUGCCGGCCUCAACGCCUCCCACCAGCCCUGGGCCCAGGGACCCCUAUACUUCAUCCAGGGCCGCAAGUCCGCCGACAUCAUCAAGACGGGCGGCGAAAAGGUAAGCGCCCUCGAGGUCGAGCGUGAGCUCCUCUCCCUGCCGCAAGUCUCCGAGGCCGCCGUUGUCGCCGUGCCCAGCGGCGCAUGGGGCCAAAAGGUCGGCGCCGUCAUCGUGCUCGACCGGUCCGUCACCGACAAAUGGACGCCGCUGGAGAUGCGCCGCGCGCUCAAGAGCCGCCUGGCCAACUACAAGAUCCCCCAGGUCAUGAAGGUGGUUGACAGCAUACCGCGCAAUGCCAUGGGCAAGAUCAAUAAGAAGCAGCUUGUCAAGGCCAUCUUUGCGGACGAGCAUAGUGGUGACGAGGCAUAG
This is a messenger RNA of Trichoderma asperellum CBS 433.97, 1812 nucleotides long. RefSeq lists its product as uncharacterized. NCBI's taxonomy places the organism in Eukaryota, Fungi, Ascomycota, Sordariomycetes, Hypocreales, Hypocreaceae. The record is from RefSeq and is a predicted model, not a curated record. Gene Ontology annotation, biological process: fatty acid metabolic process. Gene Ontology annotation, molecular function: medium-chain fatty acid-CoA ligase activity.